AUGAAGUGCAUUUCGAAUAUCAGUUCUGUUUUUUGCAUUUUGGCAGCAGUUUAUUUCCAGGCAAUCGACGCGUACUAUCCAGGAUGCAUUCACCAUUUCAGUGGACUCUUGGAAUUUCCGAACGACUGCUCAAAAUUUAUUCAAUGUGAUAAUGGAAGAACAUUCAUAAUGAAUUGCGGCCCAGGAACAGUGUUCAACCCUCACCUGCGAGUCUGCGAUUGGCCGUACAAUGUUCCUGGUUGCGGUGGUGUAAUGCAUCCUGAACCUAAACCUUGGUACGAACACGACGAGUCGUGUCGGCCUGGAAAGGUACCGGAACCGACUGAACCGCCAGAAGAACACAAACCGGAGCAUCCUAAAUAUCCUGACGGGCAUGAGCCGGAAAAGCCUGAACAUAAACCAGAAAAACCGGAACAUAAACCAGAGAAACCUAAACCUAAACCAGAAAAGCCUAAACAUAAACCAGAAAAACCUAAACAUAAACCAGAGAAACCUAAACAUAAACCAGAAAAACCUAAACAUAAACCCGAAGAAUCUGAACAUGAACCUGAGGAACCCGAACACGAACCCGAGGAACCUGAGCAUGAACCCGAGGAGCCUGAACAUGAACCUGAGGAACCUGAACAGGAGCCGGAGGAAUCUGAGGAGCCCGAACAUGAACCUGAGGAGCCAGAAUAUGAGCCUGAGGAACCUGAAUACGAGCCGGAGGAAUCUGAGGAGCCCGAAUAUGAACCGGAGGAACCUGAGGAGCCCGAACAUGAACCUGAGGAGCCCGAAUAUGAACCUGAGGAACCUGAAUAUUCCGACGAAGAUGAACACGAGCCUGAGGAUCCAGAACAUGAGUAUGAGGAGCCUGAACACGAACCUGAAUAUCCCGACGAAGAUGAACCUGAACACAAGCCUGAGGAACCUGAGGAGCCAGAAUAUGAGCCUGAACAACCUGAAUAUGAACCAGAGGAACCUAAACAUAAACCCAAAAAACCUGAGCAUAAACCCAAAAAACCUGAGCAUAAACCCAAAAAACCUGAACAUAAACCCAAAAAACCUGAACAUAAGCCCAAAAAACCUGAGCAUAAACCAAAAAAACCUGAACAUAAACCCAAGAAACCUGAACAUAAGCCCAAAAAACCUGAGCAUAAACCAAAAAAACCUGAACAUAAACCCAAGAAACCUGAACAUAAGCCCAAAAAACCUGAGCAUAAACCAAAAAAACCUGAACAUAAACCCAAGAAACCUGAACAUAAGCCCAAAAAACCUGAGCAUAAACCAAAAAAACCUGAAAAUAAACCCAAAGAACCUGAACAUAAACCAGAAAAGCCUGAACAUCCGAACAAACAAAAACCAAAAAAACCUGAACAUUCAGGGGUGCCUGAAAAACCUGAGCCUCCGGUCAAACAUACACCAAAAUAUCCCAAACAUCCACCCGAACAUGAACCAGAUUAUCCCCAAGAACACGAACCAGAUUAUUCUGAAGAACAUGAGCCUGAAUAUCCUCAGGAACAUGAAUCGGAUUAUUCCGAAGAACAUGACCCAGAAUACAAUUAA
Molecule: messenger RNA, 1545 nt
Organism: Diachasma alloeum
Lineage: Eukaryota; Metazoa; Arthropoda; Insecta; Hymenoptera; Braconidae
Product: pollen-specific leucine-rich repeat extensin-like protein 1
Exons: 3
Coding region: 1-1545 (514 amino acids)
Cellular component (GO): extracellular region
Molecular function (GO): chitin binding
Source: RefSeq, a predicted model, not a curated record